This is a messenger RNA of Penicillium maclennaniae, 267 nucleotides long. RefSeq names its product NADH dehydrogenase [ubiquinone] 1 beta subcomplex subunit 3. The record is from RefSeq and is a predicted model, not a curated record. Gene Ontology annotation, biological process: mitochondrial respiratory chain complex I assembly; electron transport chain. Gene Ontology annotation, cellular component: mitochondrion. Lineage: Eukaryota; Fungi; Ascomycota; Eurotiomycetes; Eurotiales; Aspergillaceae. Bases 1 to 267 code for a protein of 88 amino acids. The transcript is spliced from 2 exons.
AUGCCUGCCCGCAACCCCACCGGCUUUGACGUCGGCCAGUUCAAGGCCGCCGCCUCCCCGUCUUCCGUCUACGCUAAACGGGAUCCCUGGGCUCGCCACGAGGCCUGGCGCUAUACCGGCCCCUUUACCCGCUGGAACCGCUUCAAGGGCCUCUUCCCCGGUCUGGGCAUCGCGACUGUCGCCUUCACUGCCUACUGCGCAUACGAGCACUUCUUCAUGAAGGACGACCACCACCACGGUGACGCCCACGGCGAGGCCCACCACUAG